This is a messenger RNA of Acanthaster planci (crown-of-thorns starfish), 14312 nucleotides long. RefSeq names its product dynein axonemal heavy chain 8 (gene dnah8). Gene Ontology annotation, molecular function: ATP hydrolysis activity; ATP binding; minus-end-directed microtubule motor activity. Gene Ontology annotation, biological process: microtubule-based movement. Lineage: Eukaryota; Metazoa; Echinodermata; Asteroidea; Valvatida; Acanthasteridae. Gene Ontology annotation, cellular component: axonemal dynein complex. The record is from RefSeq and is a predicted model, not a curated record.
UUCAGGUUUGUUUUGUGUAGGACCUCGACCAUUUUGACAUGCCAUGGAGGUCGGAGCACUGUAGCGUUAAUGGCAGUGGUAGCGCCCAUACUUUGUACGGUGCAGCUAACAUUGCAUGCCAGGCGCGAUGAUGAAGCGGUCCGUAGCUGACAAGUCAAAAGAUUAGGGUCGGCCGGUCGCGGUCUGAACUCAGACGUGUAGUGCUGUCAACUCUAAACAAUUUCAGUGCAGAGAGUCAAGAUGUCCCACGAUGACUUGAAUGCCCACGGUGGGUCGCAUGGCCACUUCGACAGCAGUGAUCACCCACAUGACAAACGGCGGCUGAGUCUUCAUCCCCGAAUGCGAAUGCAGAGGAAGAGCUUGGUUGGGGCUGUACAGGCAGAAACGCUCAAGGAAAGACAGGCUCGAGCCAAAGAUACCCGUGAGAUGCGUCGUGCCCGCAUCACCCCUCUCCACAAGCACAUCAUGGAGAUCAUCCAGAUGCAUACUAGUCUAGACAUACCAGCCAUUGAAGAACAUGUGCUGGACUCCUCUGAGCAAUUGGACCUGUUUGACCGAUUCUUUGAGAAAGAUGGCUCCAGAUCGCUGAUGUUUUUCUUGCAAGAUGGCGACGCCCCUAGCCAUGAUUCUGGCCGCAUCGUGACGCUGCCUAAAGGCGGUAAGAUGCAGCGGUUGUUUGUUACCAGUGGCCUGGAGGAAGGUCUGACUGGCCAGUGUAUCUUCUUCUUACGGAGCAAGACGGAUCAGGCCCUCACCCAGCGUAACCUCCAUGAGGAGAUGAACUAUGGAUUCUUUGACGCGUCUGGAUCUGGUAGGCUGAGCGUCCUGCCUGGCAUCCAGCAGGUACUCAGCAAGGUCUUCAAGCCCGCUGUCCACGCCCUGGCAAACUGGGGAGCUCUCGGGGAGACACCGCACGGCAAGAAGACGCAGAAGAAGUUCCUGGAUUCCUUCGAUGGCUUCAUGCAGUAUGUCGGAAGUGCACAGACCAAUGUUUCAGGUGCCAUCCAGCUCCGCGACUGUGAAACCGUUGACAUUGACAGCCUGCACACUGCAGCAGACUGCAUCCUGGCAGCAGCCAACCCCGAGAUCGUGGACGCCUUUGAUGAGCUGGUCACCUUCUGGUGUAAGGACAUCGAACAGGUCUUGGCCGAGAGUGAACAAAUGAGGAAGGAAGCAGACGACACCGGACCGCUGGCCGAACUGGAGCAUUGGAGGCUGCUGACCGCCAGGUUCAACUCCAUCGUGGAUCAGAUUAAGAGCCAUAAAUGCAAGAUGGUCAUCUAUGUGCUCAACUUUGCCAAGAGUAAGGUCCUCAAGAUAUGGAAGGAGCUGGAUUCUCGCAUCACGGAUGCAGCCAACGAGGCCAGGGAUAAUGUCAAGUACCUCUACACUCUAGAGAAGUUCUGCGAACCACUCUAUCACUCUGACCCAGUUGGUAUGGUUGAUUGCAUCCCUAGUUUGAUCAAUGCCAUCCGCAUGAUCCACAGUAUCUCCAGAUACUACAACACCUCAGAGAGAAUGACAUCUUUAUUCAUUAAGGUGACCAACCAAAUGGUGACGGCCUGCAAGAAUUACAUAACCAACGAAGGCAUGAGCCGCAUCUGGGAUCAGCCCUACGAGGACCUCCUCCACAAGCUCCACGCCGCCACCAGACUGUACAAGGAGUACCAGAGAGGCUUCCAGAAGACCAAGAAGAAGAUUGAGGAGAUCGAGGGCGCCAGACCGUUCGACUUCUCCGAGAUGUACAUCUUUGGCAAGUUUGAUGCCUUCUGCAAGAGGAUUGACAAGAUCAUUGAGAUGCUGGGCACCAUUGAUACCUACUCCGUCCUGACCUCGUCCCGCAUUGAAGGCAUCGAGCCCAUGGCCAACAAGUUCCUGAAUAUCUACUCGGGAAUCAAGAAGAAGCCGUACGACGUGCUGGACCAUCGCAAGGUGGACUUUGACAACGACUUUGAAGACUUCAAGAUGAAUAUGUUUGACUUGCAGUACGCUCUCCAAGAGUUUAUAGACAGCAGCUUUGAGAGGAUUACCUCUACGACUCAAGCCUUGGUCCUUCUGAAGAGAUUUGCAAGUCUGAAGAUCCCUCAGCUGAACAUUGAAGAGAAGCACUCUGUCAUACUGCAGCACUAUGGCACUGAGCUUGAAGGCAUCAAAAAGUUGUACAUGCAGCACAAGGAUGACCCACCCAUCCCCAGGGAUAUGCCACCUGUGGCCGGCAAGAUCUCGUGGGCUAGACAGCUCUUCCGACGCAUCCAAGAACCCAUGGAAUCGUUCAAGGAUGCCGGCAGCGUGUUAAAGAGUCCAGAGGCACGGAAGGUGAUCCGUAACUACAACCGCACGGCAGCCGUGCUCAUCGAGUUUGAGAUCUUGUAUCACCGAGCCUGGAUGAAGCAGGUGGACACAGUCAAGUCAGGUCUGCAAGCAACCCUGCUGAUCCGCCACCCCGAGACCAAGGAACUCCUGGUGAACUUUGACCCCAUGCUGUACCAGGUGAUCCGCGAAUCGGAGUGCAUGCGCAAGCACGACCUGGAGAUACCCGAGGCAGCUCACAUCAUAUGCCUGCGACAGGAACAACUCAAAGACGAUUAUAAUACACUCAAGCUGUUGCUAGACGAGAACGCCGCCGUCCGAGCUCAGAUCCCGGCCAUCUUCCAGCCGCUGAUGACAGCCCACACCAGGAAGGUGGACCUGGCCAUCAUGCCUGGCCUGACCAUGCUCUGCUGGACCUCCCUCAACCUGCAGAACUACUUCGCCAGCAUCCGCUUCUCCUUAAGAGAUCUCAGCCUGAUCAUCAAGGAGGUGAAUGACAUUCGUGAGGCCAGGAUAGAUUCCCUGCUUGAUGAGAUCGGAAAUACCCUGCUUUGUGAUCUGCCCAACGACAAGCCAUGGAACGUAGAAGAAUUCACCUCCAGAACACAGAAACACUGCGAAGAGAAGACGAAAAUUCUGGACAAGCUGAGCACCAAGAUUGAAGACGCUGCCACCAACCUGGUCGAUCUGUUUGUGGAGAAAGCGCACCGAGUGACCGGGUACCAGCGACCCGGGGAGACAACUCACAAGCAGGAGCAGGCCCCAGAAGAGGAGAAGACUGAGGGGCAGAAGGCUGAGGAGGACGACCACCAGCGGGAGUCAGAGUUCAGUCUGGCCAGCAAUGAGAGCCUGGAGGAGGAGGCUCAGCUGCAGGAGGAAUGCCAGGAGCUCAUCAUGCACUUCGGCCAGCGAUUGCUGGAGGCCUUGCUCAAGGCCACUCGCCAGUCCCUGGAUAACAUCAAGAGGAGGGUCUUCUUCUCCACACCCAUAGGAGGCAGUGGACUCAGCUUUGGUAUCAGACAUACAGCAAAGAGGUCACCAUUCUUCCAAGUCAGUGUAGCACUGGAGAUUCCCAACGUGGUGAUCAAACCCAGCCUCGACGACAUACAGCAGGCUCUGAACAAAGCCACCGUCUGCGUCUUGGAGGUCAGCCGAGGUGUAGCCCAGUGGGGCCAGAAGCGUUUCCUGGUCAGAGAGUCCCCGAUGUCCAGUCACUUCCAGCCCUCUCACAUCGACGUGUGUAAAGGCAAAGUGACAGCAUCAGUGGUCAAGAUGGAGCCCAUCCCGCCCCAACAACUCAAGAACUACUACAAGAGCAUCGCCGAGCACAAAGACAUCCUGAAGCUGCAGAUGAUGCUGAGCAAUGCCAUCAGCCACACCAGGCCCAAGAUACACGACGCCCUCAAGAUGUUCAGCCACUUCCAGUACCUGUGGGAGGAAGACAGGAGUGAAGUGGUCAAGGCCUUCAUCGAGACGCAGCCCAUCCUGUCUGAGUGGAAGGCAGAGAUACUUCGCUAUCAGAGCCUGGAGAGAAUGAUUGAGGAGCUGGAAUCAUCGGUGCAGGUGGAUGCUAUUCAGCUCUUCACAGAUCCCAUCAAGCUGGCACUGACCAUCGAAGCUCAGGCCUGGAAGAUGCUCCUGGGCAAGAGCCUGAACCAGGAGUACCGCAAGAAGAUGGACGACAUCUCGGACUUUGUGACCGAGUACUCCAAGCGGCUGGCCCGGCCCAUCAAAGACCUGGAUGACGUCAGGAAUGCCAUGGCUGCCCUGGAGGACCUGAGACAGAACGAGAUACGCAUCGAUAUGACCCUGGGCCCCAUAGAGGAAGCCUACAACAUGCUUCAAAAGUUCCAGGUGACCGUUGCCAAAGAGGAGGCCGACCGCGUGGACACGCUGAGAUACUCCUACCAAAAACUCACGCUGCAAGCGAGCAAAACCCAGACUACAUUGGUCAAGAUCCAGCCCGAGUUCAAAGCUGACCUUUUGGAAUCUGUAGAGGUCUUUGCCACCACCACCGAUGCCUUCUUUGAUGAUUACGACACGGGUGGCCCCAUGGUGGAGGGCAUUUCACCACAAGAAGCCAGUGACAGGCUGCAAGUGUAUCAGACCCGCUUUGACGAGCUGUGGCGCAAGUUCACCACCUACUCGGCCGGUGAGCAGCUCUUUGGCCUGACGGUGACUGAAUACCCGAUGCUGUCCAAGACCAGGAAGGAACUGAACCUGCUACAGAAGCUGUAUGGGCUGUACAAUGCCGUCAUCGACGGCAUCAAUGGCUACUACGACAUACUAUGGACCGAGGUGGACAUCGAGAAGAUCAACAAUGAACUGCUGGACUUCCAAAACAGGUGUCGGAAGCUGCCCAAGGGGCUGAAAGAGUGGCAGGCCUUCCUGGACCUGAAGCAGAAGAUUGACGACUUCAACGAGACCUGCCCACUGCUGGAGCUGAUGGCCAACAAGGCCAUGAAGCAGCGGCACUGGGACCGCAUCGCCAGCGUCACUGGCCACCAGUUUGACAUUGAGUCAGACACCUUCUGCCUGCGCAAUAUCAUGGAGGCCCCUCUCCUGCCCCACAAAGAGGAUAUCGAGGAUAUCUGCAUCUCGGCUGUCAAGGAGAAGGACAUCGAGGCCAAGCUGGCCCAGGUGGUGGCCGAGUGGACCUCCCAGACGCUGUUCUUCGCCAACUUCAAGAAUCGCGGGGAGUUGUUACUGAAGGGUGGAGAGACCAUGGAGACGGUGGCCCUGAUGGAAGACAGUCUCAUGGUCCUGGGCUCCCUGCUCAGUAAUAGGUACAAUGCACCGUUCAAGAAGGACAUUCAGCUGUGGGUGCAGAAGCUGUCCAACUCCUCUGACAUCAUAGAGAACUGGCUGACGGUGCAGAACUUGUGGGUUUACCUGGAGGCGGUGUUUGUUGGGGGCGAUAUCGCCAAGCAGCUGCCACAGGAAGCCAAGAGGUUUGGCAACAUUGACAAGUCGUGGGUGAAGAUCAUGCAGCGUGCCCACGAGGUGGAUAACGUGGUCCAGUGCUGCGUCGGGGACGAGACCCUGGGACAGCUGCUGCCGCACCUGUUGGAACAACUGGAAAUCUGCCAGAAGUCCCUCACCGGGUACUUGGAGAAGAAGCGACUCGUCUUUCCCCGCUUCUUCUUUGUGUCUGACCCCGCACUGCUGGAGAUUCUGGGUCAGGCCAGCGACUCGCACACAAUCCAGGCUCAUCUGCUUGGCGUGUUUGAGAACGUGAAUGAGGUUGAGUUCCAUGAGAAGGAUUACGAUCGCAUCGUCUCCUGCAUUUCCAAGGAAGGAGAGGUGGUUCCAUUGGAUCAGCCAGUCAUUGCGAAGGGCAAUGUGGAGAUGUGGUUAGGAGAGCUACUCAUCAUGCAGCAGAAGUCCCUACACUCUGUCAUCAGAGAGGCCCACAGGGUCAUCAACGACUCCUCCUUUGAGCUGCUAGGAUUCCUCAAUAACUACAUCGCUCAGGUCGGUCUGCUGGGCAUCCAGAUGCUAUGGACCCGGGACGCCGAGGACGCCCUGACCGUGGCCAGGUCGGACAAGAAGAUCAUGCAAGUCACCAACGUCAAGUUCCUGGACCUGCUGAACACGCUGAUUGAGCAGACCACGCACGACCUGACCAAGAUGGAACGAGUCAAGUACGAGACGCUGGUUACCAUUCACGUGCAUCAGAGGGAUAUCUUCAAUGAUUUGACCAUCCAGCACAUCCGGUCCCCCACCGACUUUGAGUGGCUGAAGCAGGCCAGGUUCUACUUCAAGGAGGACACCGACCAGUGCAUCGUUUCCAUCACUGAUGUGGACUUCAUCUAUCAGAACGAGUUCCUGGGCUGCACCGACAGACUGGUUAUCACACCACUCACUGACAGGUGCUACAUCACCUUGGCCCAGGCUCUGGGCAUGAGUAUGGGAGGGGCUCCGGCAGGCCCUGCAGGCACAGGCAAGACGGAGACCACCAAGGACAUGGGCAAAGCCCUGGGCAAGUAUGUGGUGGUCUUCAACUGCUCGGACCAGAUGGACUACAGGGGGCUGGGACGGAUCUACAAAGGCCUUGCGCAGUCUGGCAGCUGGGGCUGCUUUGAUGAGUUCAACCGUAUCGAGCUGCCCGUCCUGUCCGUGGCCGCCCAGCAGAUUGCCAUCGUCCUGAUUGCCAAGAAGGAGAGGAAGAGCGAGUUUAUCUUCUCAGACGGUGACGUGGUGUCUCUCAAUCCAGAGUUUGGUCUCUUCCUGACCAUGAACCCCGGCUAUGCUGGGCGGCAGGAGUUGCCGGAGAAUCUCAAGAUCCAGUUCCGCAGCGUGGCCAUGAUGGUCCCCGACCGUCAGAUCAUCAUGAGGGUCAAGCUAGCCAGCUGCGGCUUCCAGGAAAACGUACUCCUUGCCCAGAAAUUCUACACCCUCUACAAGCUGUGCGAGGAACAGCUCACCAAACAGGUGCACUACGACUUUGGUCUGAGGAACAUCCUGUCAGUGCUUCGCACUCUGGGAGCCAACAAGAGAGCUCGGCCUGAAGACAGCGAGUCCACCAUCGUCAUGAGAGUCCUCCGGGACAUGAACCUGUCCAAACUGGUUGAUGAGGAUGAGCCUCUGUUCCUGAGCUUGAUCAGCGAUCUUUUCCCAGGCAUUCAGUUGGACAAUGCGACCUAUGAGGAGUUACAGGUUGCCGUGGCCAAUCAAGUGGAUGCCAUGGGAGUCAUUAACCAUCCCGCUUGGAACCUUAAAGUUGUACAGCUGUUCGAGACCCAGCGCGUGCGUCAUGGCAUGAUGACCCUGGGCCCCAGCGGCGCCGGCAAGAGCGUCUGCAUCCACGUCCUGAUGAAGGCCAUGGGGGACUGCGGGAACCCGCACAAGGAGAUGCGCAUGAACCCCAAGGCCAUCACGGCACCGCAGAUGUUUGGCCGGCUGGACGUGGCCACCAACGACUGGACAGAUGGGAUCUUCUCCACCCUGUGGAGGAAGACGCUCAAAGCAAAGAAAGGCGAGCACAUCUGGAUUGUGUUAGAUGGCCCAGUGGACGCCAUCUGGAUCGAGAACCUCAACAGCGUCCUGGACGACAACAAGACCCUGACCCUGGCCAACGGCGACCGCAUCCCCAUGUCCCCCAACUGCAAGAUCGUCUUUGAGGUCCACAACAUUGACAAUGCCUCUCCAGCUACCGUGUCCAGGAACGGCAUGGUGUACAUGAGCAGCUCAGCGCUGGAUUGGAAACCCAUUCUAGAGGGCUGGCUUCGAGGGCAACCACCCGGCGAAGCAGCUGUACUCAGGGACCUGUAUGACAAGAUCUUUGAUGACCUGUACCGUUACGUCUCUCUCAACCUCCAUGCCAAGAUGGAUAUACUAGAGUGCAACUACAUUAGACAGUCAGUCGACCUGCUGGACGGCCUGAUACCAGUCAAGGACGAGCACGAUCACAGCGUCUUGCCUGCCUCUUACUUGGAGAAGCUCUUCAUCUUUGCUCUCAUGUGGAGUCUGGGAGCCUUGCUGGAGUUGGACGACAGGGCCAAGAUGGAGGAAUUCAUGCUGGCUCAUGGGAGUAAACUCAAGUACCCUCUCAUCGAGGAAGGCAGCAGCCACACGAUCUUUGAGUUUGUCGUCAGUGCUCAGGGUGAAUGGGAGCAUUGGUCCAACAGGGUCCAGGAGUACCUGUACCCCAGUGACUCGGUGCCCGUCUACACCUCCAUCCUGGUCCCCAAUGUGGACAACGUCAGAUCCAACUUCCUGAUUGAUACCGUCUGCAAACAGCACAAGGCUGUUUUGUUGAUCGGUGAGCAGGGCACGGCCAAGACCGUGAUGAUCAAGGGCUACAUGUCCAAGUACAACCCCGACGUACACAUGAGCAAGAGUUUCAACUUCUCGUCGGCCACCACCCCUAUGAUGUUCCAGCGGACCAUUGAGAGUUAUGUAGACAAGCGCAUGGGCAGCACCUUCGGGCCCCCAGCCGGCCGCAAGAUGACCGUCUUCGUGGACGACGUCAACAUGCCCAUCAUCAACGAGUGGGGGGACCAGGUGACCAAUGAGAUUGUGCGGCAGAUGAUGGAGAUGAAGGGCAUGUACAGCCUGGAGAAGCCCGGCGACUUCACCAACAUCGUGGACGUGCAGUUCAUUGCCGCCAUGAUCCAGCCGGGAGGCGGCCGCAACGACAUCCCCGAGAGGCUCAAGAGGCAGUUCUGCAUCUUCAACUGCACCCUGCCCUCCAACAUGUCCAUCGACAAGAUCUUUGGCAUCAUUGGUUGUGGCUAUUUCUGCUCCACCCGUUUCAAUGAGGAGGUUGUGGAGAUUGCCAAGGAGCUGGUGCCGGUCACUCGUAAAGUCUGGCAAGCCACUAAGGUGAAAAUGCUGCCCACCCCAGCCAAGUUCCACUACAUCUUCAACCUGCGGGACUUGUCUCGCAUCUGGGAGGGCAUGCUGCACAUCAUGGGCGAUGAGUGUCAAGAUGCUACAACCCUGCUGGCUCUGUGGCAUCACGAAUGCACCAGAGUGAUUGCUGACAGAUUUACUAAUGCUGAAGACAAGCAGUGGUUUGAGACGGCCAUCAGACGCAUCGCCAAGGAUGAAAUGGGCGAGGAGCUGGCCAAAGUCAUCCCGGAGGAGCCGUACUUCGUCGACUUCCUGCGAGACCCUCCUGAACCCACCGGAGACGAACCUGAUGAUGCUGUACUGGAAGCGCCCAAGAUAUACGAACUGGUUCCCAGCCUAGAGUUUCUGGCGGACAAGCUUCAGCAGUACAUGGCGCAGUACAAUGACACGGUGCGGGGGGCUCACAUGGACCUGGUCUUCUUCAAGGAUGCCAUGACGCACCUCAUCAAGAUAUCCCGUGUGAUUCGUACCCCAGUGGGCAACUUAUUGCUGGUUGGUGUGGGUGGUUCUGGCAAGCAGAGCCUCACCAGACUGGCCUCGUUCAUUGCCGGGUACAAAAUCUUCCAGAUUACACUCACCAGGUCUUACAAUGCCGGUAACCUGAUGGACGAUUUGAAGUACCUGUAUCGCGUGGCAGGCAGCCAAGGCCAGGGGAUCACGUUCAUCUUCACCGACAACGAGAUCAAAGAUGAAGCUUUCUUGGAGUAUCUCAAUAAUGUACUGUCGUCGGGAGAGGUGUCUAAUCUCUUUGCUCGCGACGAGCUAGACGAGAUCACCCAAGAGUUGAUAUCGGUCAUGAAGAAGGAGUUUCCCCGCAGACCCCCAACCAACGACAAUCUCUACGAGUACUUCAUCUCCAGAGCUCGCAACAAUCUCCAUGUUGUCCUCUGCUUCUCUCCUGUCGGAGAGAAGUUUCGCAACCGUUCCUUGAAGUUUCCGGGCUUGAUAUCAGGCUGCACCAUGGACUGGUUCACCCGCUGGCCCAAGGACGCCCUGGUGGCCGUGUCCAACCACUUCCUGUCCAAGUUUGAGAUUAUAUGUCCCCCCGAGACCAAGCAACAGCUUGUGCACACCAUGGGAGAGUUCCACGAUGGAGUGGCCGAAACUUGCACCGACUAUUUCCAGAGGUACCGCCGUCAAACCCAUGUGACCCCCAAGUCCUAUCUGUCCUUCAUCGACGGCUACAAGACCAUCUACCAGGAGAAGUAUGACCUGAUCUCGGAGCUGGCACGCCGGAUGAACACCGGCCUGGACAAGCUGAUUGAGGCCAGCGAGUCAGUUUCCCAGCUGUCCAAAGACCUAGUGGUCAAGGAGAAGGACCUGGCUGUGGCCUCUGUCAAGGCUGACAAGGUGUUGGCCGAGGUGACGGUGUCCGCCCAGGCCGCCGAGAAGGUCAAGAGCAGCGUGCAGAAGGUCAAGGACAAAGCCCAGCACAUCGUGGACGAGAUCGAAGCUGACAAGGCUGUGGCCGAGACCAAGCUGGCUGCGGCCAAGCCAGCCCUGGAGGAGGCGGAGGCCGCCCUCAACACCAUCAAGCCGGCCCACAUCUCCACCGUCCGCAAGCUGGCCAAGCCCCCGCACCUCAUCAUGCGCAUCAUGGACUGCGUGCUGCUGCUCUUCCAGAAGCGGCUGGAUGGCCUGACCUUGGAUCCGGAGAGGCCGUCGCCCAAACCGUCCUGGGGCGAGUCCCUCAAGGUGAUGAGCGGAGGUGGGUUUCUGACCUACCUCCAGACUUUCCCCAAGGACACCAUCACUGAGGAGACAGUGGAGCUGCUGGCCCCUUACCUGGAGAUGGAGGACUACACCCUAGCCUCGGCCAAGAAGGUCUGCGGUGACGUGGCUGGUCUUCUGUCCUGGACCGUGGCCAUGGCAGUCUUCUACAGCAUCAACAAGGAAGUGUUGCCGCUCAAGGCCAAUUUGGCCGUGCAAGAAGCCCGUCUGAAUGUGGCCAAUAGCGAGCUGGCCAAGGCCCAGGCCGUGCUGGACGAGAAGCAACGAGAGCUUGACGAGGUGCAGGCCAAGUUUGAUGCCGCCAUGAAAGAAAAACAGGACCUGCUGGAUGAUGCUGAGAGUUGCAAGAAGAAGAUGCUGGCAGCGUCUGCCUUGAUCAACGGACUGGGAGGAGAGAAGGUCCGAUGGACCGAGCAGAGCAAAGAAUUCAAAGCUCAGAUCAACAGGCUCGUCGGUGAUGUUCUGCUGGCCACGGGCUUCCUGUCCUACUCCGGUCCCUUCAACCAGGUCUUCCGCCUCAACAUGAACGAGGACUGGAUGAACCAGCUGACCUCCAGAAAGAUCCCCUUCACCCAGAACCUCAACAUCACCAGCAUGCUGGUGGACAACGCCACAAUAGGAGAGUGGAAUCUACAGGGUCUGCCUAAUGACGACCUGUCGGUGCAGAACGGCAUCAUCGUGACCAAAGCCACACGCUACCCGCUGCUGAUUGACCCGCAGGGACAAGGCAAGGCCUGGAUUAAGAAUAGAGAGAAGGAGAACGGAUUACAGGUGACCUCACUCAACCACAAGUACUUCCGGACUCAUCUUGAAGACGGUCUGUCCCUGGGUCGGCCGCUGCUCCUGGAGGACAUCGGCGAGGAGCUAGACCCGGCCUUGGACAAUGUGCUGGAGAAGAACUUCAUCAAAUCGGGUUCCACCUACAAGGUGAAAGUAGGAGACAAGGAAGUAGAUGUAAUGAAGGGAUUCACUCUCUACAUGACCACCAAGCUAGCCAACCCAACGUACACACCAGAGGUGUCCGCCCGCACCUCCAUCAUCGAUUUCACCGUCACCUUGAAAGGACUUGAAGACCAGCUCCUGGGCCGUGUCAUUCUGACAGAGAAACAGGAGUUGGAAGCAGAGCGGACUAAGCUGAUGGAGGACGUGACGGCCAACAAACGGAAGAUGAAGGAACUGGAGGAUAACUUGCUCUUCAGACUGACCAGUACGCAGGGUUCUCUGGUGGAAGACGAAUCUCUGAUCUCUGUCUUAGCCACCACCAAGGAGACCUCGGAGGAAGUGACCGACAAGCUGCUGGUAGCCGCCGACACUGAGAUUAAGAUCAACGAAGCUCGGGAGGAGUUUAGACCAGUCGCCUCAAGAGGCAGCAUCCUUUACUUCUUGAUCACCGAGAUGAGCAUGGUGAACAUCAUGUACCAGACCUCCCUCAAGCAAUUCUUGGGCGUCUUUGAUCUGUCCAUGGCAAGAUCCGAGAAGUCGCCCAUACCGGCCAAGCGCAUCUCCAACAUCAUUGAAUACCUGACCUACGAGAUCUUCAAGUAUUCCUGCCGCGGGUUGUACGAGAACCACAAGUUCCUCUUCACCUUGCUGCUGGCCCUCAAGAUUGACCAGCAGCUGGGCAUCGUCAGCCACAGUGAGUUCCAGACGCUCAUCAAAGGUGGAGCCGCAUUGGACCUUAAGGCUGUGCAGCCCAAGCCAUUCAAAUGGAUCACGGACAUGACCUGGUUGAAUCUGGUCCAACUCAGCAAACUCCAACAGUUUCAGGAAGUUCUCAACCAGAUUCAGCGUAAUGAGAAGGCAUGGAAGGCCUGGUUUGACAAGGAUGCCCCUGAGGAAGAGGUGAUCCCCGAUGGCUACAACACACUGGAAACAUUCAAGAAAUUACUUCUCGUCAGGAGUUGGUGUACAGACCGUGUCAUCCCUCAGGCCCGCAAAUACAUCGCGCACUCCAUGGGCGCCCGCUACGCCGACCCCGUCAUCCUGGACCUAGAGAAGACCUGGGAGGAAGGCGAUGUGAGGACGCCCCUCAUCUGCUUCCUGUCCAUGGGCAGCGACCCCACCAACCAGAUAGAGGGACUGGCCAAGAAACUCAAAGUCGAAUGCAGGGCUAUCUCGAUGGGUCAGGGGCAGGAGGUUCAUGCUAGGAGACUAGUGGCACAGUCCAUGGCUGGGGGAGGUUGGGUGCUACUGCAGAACUGCCAUCUGGGCUUAGACUUCAUGGAUGAGCUUCUAGAGACAGUGACCACCCAUGAGCCGGUGCACGAGACUUUCCGAGUGUGGAUCACCACAGAGGAACACCCCCGGUUCCCCAUCAGCCUCCUGCAGUCCUCCAUCAAGUUCACCAAUGAGCCCCCUCAGGGCGUCAAGGCGGGACUGAUGCGCACCUUUGCCGCCAUCACCCAGGACCAGCUAGACAUCACCAAUCAGCCACAGUGGAAGCCCAUGCUGUAUGCCGUGGCUUUCCUCCACACCACCGUGCAGGAGCGUCGUAAGUUUGGUCCUCUGGGCUGGAACAUUCCUUAUGAGUUCAACUCAGCUGAUCAAACAGCCAGUGUGCAGUUCAUCCAGAACCAUCUAGAUGACAUGGAUCCAAAGAAGGGAGUCUCAUGGAACACAGUCCGCUACAUGCUUGGGGAGGUGCAGUACGGAGGAAGGGUCACUGAUGACUACGACAAACGUCUUCUCAAUACAUUUGCUAAGGUGUGGUUUGGAGAGCACAUGUUUGCCGACACCUUUAAGUUCUACACCGGCUACACCAUCCCCAAGUGUAAGACGGUGCAGGAGUACCACGAGUUCAUUGACAAGCUGCCACUGACUGACACGCCGGAGGUCUUUGGACUGCACCCCAAUGCAGACAUCACGUAUCAGAGCAACACUGGCAUCGAGGUGCUCAACACCAUCCUGAACAUCCAGCCCAAGGACGUCGGGGGAGGCGGGGGUGAGACCAGAGAGGCCACCGUCUUCAGGAUGGCCGAAGAUAUGCUGAGUAAAUUGCCCCCGGACUACGUGCCGCAUGAGGUGCGAGCGCGUCUGGUCAAGAUGGGCGCCCUGUCCUCCAUGAACAUCUUCCUGCGUCAGGAGAUUGACCGUAUGCAGCGCAUCAUCAGCCUGGUCCGCUCCACACUGACCGAUCUCAAGCUGGCCAUCGAGGGAACCAUCAUCAUGAGUGAGGUGGGUGUGUCGGUGUGAGGCACUAUGCUCUGAUCAAUUGAGCCUCCCCCAUGGCAUUCCAACCAAUCGCAGCUGUGAUUAAAGUUUAGGGCCUCAAUGGAAAAAGUUUUGUAACGUUUUUUUGCAUUAUCCCUGCUUUUCCCAGUGACUGGUUUUUCUCUUUCUCUCAACAGUCUAGCCGUCUGUGUUCCACCGCUGUCUGUAUCUGCGUCUGUUUGUAUUGUGAAAAAGAGAGUAAAUCAAAUCAAAAUCCAAUAUGCGUGCACAGAGGUCCUAAAGAUUCAGGGUGUCCUACAUUUUACCACUUUUGUGGUAAAUCAAAUCUGCCAGAAUUAACAUAGUCAUACCGUUGGGGAGAGAAAUCGAUGAUGCCUUGUUGAAAGCCCGGCCAUUAAAUGCCCAGCAUUUUAUUGGUGUCAUCAUUGCUACCCCUCUGGCAUGUCUGGAUGUUUUGUAAAUUUCUCCCAGGGCUGGGUUAAUGUUGUGUAGGCCCCUAGCCACCAGUGUUCUGCAGGCUCUCUACAACUAUAGGCAUAUAAUUACAAGCAUCAACUUUAUGGUGCUGGCAUAAGGUACUGAUGAAGCUUCGCAUUCCGUGUUGAUGCCAAGCUGGAGUAAGCCAUAAACUAUCUAAAUUCUAUUCCUGUCAUUCCUGUGGUAAUUUGUGUGGUAACAAGCAGGCCUUUAACCACUUCCUGCUGGGGCAGUUAUCAAAGAUGAUGAUGCUGGGCCGGGAUGUU